GAAUCGCCCCAUCAGGAAGCUGUAGACCGUCGGAAGGACACCUGUCGCGAACAUCAGCCUCGGUCCCGCGGCUCAAGCGCCUCCACCAACACAGUAUCUCGCCGCCUGGGAUCGCAUCAGCGUGACGGUCUGCAGCACGGGCUGCUCGUAAAUCACGCGCGUAGCCGGAUCGUCUCCGUCGUCGCAGUUCGCAACGCAUUGCAUAUCCUGUGCGCGGGUUAAAUCAGCCGGUUCUGGUCGACAUAGCCUCGACGACUCGCUUGGUAUUUCGUCAACAGAGACAUGCACGAGCCCUGCGGAUGAUCAGCAGCACGUUCCAACCACCAGUUGAGCGAG
Molecule: messenger RNA, 336 nt
Organism: Mycena citricolor
Lineage: Eukaryota; Fungi; Basidiomycota; Agaricomycetes; Agaricales; Mycenaceae
Source: the annotation of a GenBank genome assembly